Aspergillus bombycis is the source of this 423-nucleotide messenger RNA. Its product is annotated as mediator of RNA polymerase II transcription subunit 31. The coding region runs from base 1 to 423 and encodes 140 amino acids. Gene Ontology annotation, molecular function: transcription coregulator activity. The transcript has 2 exons. Gene Ontology annotation, cellular component: core mediator complex; mediator complex. Gene Ontology annotation, biological process: regulation of transcription by RNA polymerase II. Lineage: Eukaryota; Fungi; Ascomycota; Eurotiomycetes; Eurotiales; Aspergillaceae. The record is from RefSeq and is a predicted model, not a curated record.
AUGGACCAGCCACAACCACCCACCGGUCAACCCGAGCAACCCCCACCGACUCUCACAAAUCCACUCACAUACCCCCAUCUGUUAGGAAUCUCCAACGCCAGCGAUGAAGGCGACGCGACCAAGGACACUGCGGAUCCUGACGCCCAGGCCUUCGCCGCGUACCUUGCGUACCUCUACUCCUACUGGAAAACUCCUGACUAUGCGCAAUUCCUAACUCAUCCUGGUGCUACCCUCCGCGCGCUACGACUCCUCCAAGAAGACAGGUUCCGCCGCGACAUCAUUCGCCCCCAAGUUAUCGAAGGGCUAGCGGGGACCAACAUCAACGAAGCAGGCGGUGCAACCAUCGAACAGGAGGGGGAACAAGAUAAGGAGGAACAAGGGAAACAGGAUGAAGCGGGGAAUAACAAUAGUUCAAAGACCUGA